GCGGGCGGGGUGUGGCGGGGGCGGCCCCGGUGGGAGCGGGGCUGCUCCGGGGGGGUCCCGGCGCCCCCCGAUCUCUCCAUGCAGGGCAUGGGGAGCCUCCGGCUGGGCAACCGCGCCGUCAUGUACACGGCGGAGACCCUCUCCAAGGGCAAGAACCGCGUCAUGGGGACCAUCCAGAUCAUGACGGGAUUCCUGCACAUCGGCUUCGGGAUCGUCCUGACCACGCUCACCAGCCUCUACACCUCGGUGUUCGUCAUCGGAGAGAUCCCGUUCCUGGGCGGCGUGUCGUUCAUCAUCUCCGGCUGCCUCUCCAUCGGCGCCGAGAAGAGCCCCACGGAAUGCGCGGUGAAGGGCAGCCAGACCAUGAACGUCAUCAGCGCCAUCUUCGCCCUGCUGGGCAUCGUGGCCUUCAUCGUCGACCUCAACUUCAACGUGCUCUACCACUCCAGCCUCGACUACCACGGAUACCUCGUCCUGCUCGCAGGGAACGGGAUUUCCAUCGUGCUCCUCAUCUUCACCGUCCUGGAAUUCUGCAUCGCCGUGGCCACCGCCAACUUCUGGUGCCGGGCCACCCGGCUCAGCUCCAACGAGUCCAUGCUGAUCGUCCCCAGUGCCACCCGUGUGGACCUGGCCGUGCCGCCGGCGGAGCUGCCGCAGCCACCCAGCUACACCGAGCUGGCUGCUCCUGAAGUCUGACACCGGAAUGGGAUCCUGCCUCCAUCGCUCCCAAAUCCAGGGCUACGGCAUCGUCUUCCCGCUGGGAUAUGCUGGUCCCACCCCUCCAAAAGCCAGCGAGCCCCCCCCAAAUUCCCACUCUCCUGCCCAUCCAUCUGCCCCCGUGCCUGGUCUGAGGGGCAUUCCUUGCUGGCUGCUUUGGGAAGGGGCUUCUCCAUGCGGGACUCUUGCGGAAUUCCUGCCCGUAAAUCCCCAGUGGGAUUCUGGGAUUCGCUCCUGUCAGGAUUCAGGACUUCCCGGGGUUCCGGUGGCUUGGAGUGAUCCCGACGUGUGGAUCCACCGGACCAUCUACCUCGGCUCGUCCCGCGUUGGCUUGGUUUUAUCUUGGGAAUAAACGCUCGGUCCGGGCUUGUGGCUCCUGAA
This is a messenger RNA of Corapipo altera (White-ruffed manakin), 1098 nucleotides long. Its product is annotated as membrane-spanning 4-domains subfamily A member 12-like. Gene Ontology annotation, biological process: cell surface receptor signaling pathway. The record is from RefSeq and is a predicted model, not a curated record. Bases 79 to 696 code for a protein of 205 amino acids. The transcript is spliced from 7 exons. Gene Ontology annotation, cellular component: plasma membrane. Lineage: Eukaryota; Metazoa; Chordata; Aves; Passeriformes; Pipridae.